Molecule: messenger RNA, 1738 nt
Organism: Jaculus jaculus (lesser Egyptian jerboa)
Lineage: Eukaryota; Metazoa; Chordata; Mammalia; Rodentia; Dipodidae
Gene: Zc3h12d
Product: zinc finger CCCH-type containing 12D
Exons: 7
Coding region: 195-1535 (446 amino acids)
Biological process (GO): 3'-UTR-mediated mRNA destabilization; nuclear-transcribed mRNA catabolic process, RNase MRP-dependent
Cellular component (GO): cytoplasmic ribonucleoprotein granule; nucleus
Molecular function (GO): mRNA binding; metal ion binding; RNA endonuclease activity
Source: RefSeq, a predicted model, not a curated record
UCUUUGGUUACAGAUUGUCACUGUGCCCGCUAAGGCAUCUGGACAGCGUCUAUGGAGAGGAGCUGAGGGAUACACCCUGCUGGAAGCAGAACCAAUGCCUCCCUGAUGUGCGACGAAGAGUCAGCUCAUGCCUGUGGGGCUCUGCCAGGAGCAAGCCGUGAACGGGUCCUGUGCCAAGCACCAGCUGGCACAGCAUGGAGCGCCCGAACAAGCUGGAAUUCUUCCGGAAGCUAGGCUACAGCCAGGAGGACGUGGUGAGGGUGCUGGGCAAAUUGGGUGAUGGUGCCCUGGUCAACGAUGUGCUGCAGGAGUUGAUCCAGACAGGCAGCCGCCCUGGAGCCCUGGAGGAGCUGGCCAGCAGCAGUGCCCGGCCCCUGCUCGUUCCCCGGGGCUGCGGGGUGGUGAACUCUGCCCAGCGAGGCCUGGGGCCAGCCCUGGAAGAGGCCGGCCACGACCCAGCCAGCUCUCUGCGGCCUAUAGUGAUCGAUGGCAGCAAUGUGGCCAUGAGCCAUGGAAACAAAGAAGCUUUCUCUUGCCGGGGAAUUCAGCUUGCUGUGGACUGGUUCAGGGACAGGGGACACACAUACAUCAAGGUUUUUGUCCCAUCAUGGAGGAAGGAGCCUUCACGAUCAGAUACCCCGAUCAGAGAGCAGCACGUGCUGGAGGAGCUGGAGCGACAGGCGGUGCUUGUGUACACCCCAUCCCGCAAGGUGAACGGCAAGCGGGUGGUCUGUUAUGACGACCGCUACAUCGUCAAGGUGGCCUACGAGAAGGACGGCGUCAUCGUCUCCAACGACAACUACCGCGACCUGCAGAGUGAGAACCCCGAGUGGAAGUGGUUCAUCGAGCAGAGAUUGCUCAUGUUCUCCUUCGUCAAUGACAGGUUCAUGCCUCCUGAUGACCCUCUGGGCCGCCACGGACCCACCCUGAGCAAUUUCCUGAGCAGAAAGCCGAGACCCCCAGACCCAUCCUGGCAGCGCUGCCCAUAUGGGAAGAAGUGUACUUAUGGCAUCAAAUGCAAGUUUUACCACCCGGAGAGGCCCCACCAAGGACAGCUGGCAGUGGCUGAUGAACUCCGAGCCAAGACGCGGGCCUGGCACGGGGGUGGCAGGGAAGAUUCAAGGCCACAGCCAAGCGCCCAGCACAGCCCCGCAGCAGCUGGGCCUGUUCCCCCGGAGCCCGCAGCUCUCAGCCCCUCGCCAGCACCGUCGCCUGUGGACCUGGUGGCUCUGCGAGGGAGCUUGUCGAGGCUGACAUUCAGCGACCACCCUACUCCCCCAAGGCUGGGACCCGGCCUGCAUGGCAUCCCGAGCCUCUUGGCACCCAGCGACCUCCCGCCCCAGCACUGCCUGCAGGGCCAGUCUCCCAGUGGACGUGGCCCCAGGGACGUGCACAGUGACUGGCCGCCCCAGCACAGACCCCCCGACAGCCAGUGGGCCCCUCUGCCCACCUCCAACCACUUUCGGAGUCACUCGGCCUGGAUGGAAUCUGCAUGGGGCGGCAGCUCCUUUGGGGGACCCUCAGGGUCUGGAUAGACAGCAGUGGAUGCCGAGGUGGAUGCUGGUACCCUGAGGACCAGGUAGAUGGUGUGGUGACCUCAUUCCCUGACCUCCUCCUGCACAGAUCCCUGAGACCCCUGAGGGGCAUGUCCAUUCACCAUUGCCAGGAGUGGCCCAGUCUUGCCUUGCAACUUGGGCAGGUGGAAUGAACCCUCAGUUGCCACCCUGGACGUUCACUG